Molecule: messenger RNA, 417 nt
Organism: Brassica napus (rape)
Lineage: Eukaryota; Viridiplantae; Streptophyta; Magnoliopsida; Brassicales; Brassicaceae
Product: secreted RxLR effector protein 161-like
Exons: 1
Coding region: 1-417 (138 amino acids)
Source: RefSeq, a predicted model, not a curated record
AUGGAGGCGAAUAUGAAGAUCUCAAAAGCUGAAGAUGAACGAGAGAUAGAUACUGCAGAGUUCAGAAGAAUCAUACGAUGUUUGAGGUAUCUGCUUCACACAAGACCCGACUUAUGUUACACAGUUGGUGUUCUUAGUACCUACAUGCACAAUUUGAGAAACUCUCACGGACAAGCCAUCAAACACAUAUUGUGGCAUGUGAAAGGAGCAACAAACUUUAGUUUGUUCUUCAAGAGAGAUGGGUCAAAGAGUAUCGUUGGUUAUAGUGACAUCAGUCACAACAUUGAUCUCGAUGCCGGGAGGACCAUGUCAGGACAUGUAUUCUACUACGGCUCAUCACUGAUCACUUGGAUGUCGCAGAAGCAGCAGACGGUUGCAUUGUCAUCAUGCGAAGCAGAGUUCAUGGCAGCAACAUAA